AGAGAGAGAGGAAAUAAUUAAAGAACGGUAAAAGUAAAAACAACGAAGGAAGCGCUCUCGUCGUCUCGUGUUCUACUACGACUACUGGGGAUCUUUCCCAAUUUGAGGAGAGAGAAACUGUGGAACACUCACAGCUGCUUCCUUAAACAACUCCUGAAUUUCUCCAAUUAUCUGGGUUGAUUUCGAUAUAUGUGGACAAUUGUUUGAUUUUUCAUUGUUAUCGAGUUGAAUUCAAUGGGGAAAGGAGGGGAGGAGUAUGGGAAGAGAGAGGAUUAUAGUGGUAAAUUGGAGAAGAAUGGGGAAUCGGUUAAGCCCUGGGCGAUGGACGUUAAGGAGUGCGAGGAGAAGUAUGGUGUGAGUCGAGAUUUCGGACUUUCGAGUGAGGAGUAUGAGAAAAGGUUGCAGAUUUAUGGUUUGAAUGAAUUGGAGAAGCACGAAGGGCCAUCGAUUUGGAGAUUGAUUUUGGACCAGUUUAACGAUACGUUAGUUAGGAUCUUGCUUUGUGCCGCGGUGGUUUCGUUUGUGCUUGCGUGGUAUGAUGGGGAUGAAGGUGGUGAGAUGGGGAUUACGGCUUUUGUUGAGCCCUUGGUUAUCUUUUUGAUAUUGAUUGUGAAUGCUUUUGUCGGGGUUUGGCAAGAGAGUAAUGCGGAGAAAGCGUUGGAGGCCUUGAAGGAAAUCCAAUCUGAACAUGCUGCGGUGAUUAGGAAUGGGAAGAAAGUUCCUAGUCUGCCGGCUAAGGAACUGGUGCCGGGUGAUAUAGUUGAGCUUAGGGUUGGUGAUAAGGUGCCCGCUGAUAUGCGGGUUUUGGCUUUAGUAAGCUCGACCUUGAGGGUUGAGCAAGGGUCAUUAACGGGCGAGAGUGAAGCGGUUAGCAAGACUGUGAAGUCUAUCCCUGAAGAUUCAGAUAUUCAGGGAAAGAAAUGCAUGGUUUUCGCUGGGACUACUGUCGUCAAUGGAAACUGUUUUUGCUUGGUUACGCAUACUGGGAUGAGCACUGAGAUAGGGAAGGUGCACUCCCAGAUACAAGAGGCUGCUGAAAAUGAGGAGGAUACCCCGCUGAAGAAGAAGUUGAAUGAAUUUGGUGAAGUGUUGACUGCUAUAAUUGGUGUAAUCUGUGCUGUGGUUUGGCUGAUCAAUGUCAAGUAUUUCCUUUCCUGGGAAUUUGUGGAUGGAUGGCCGAGAAAUUUUAAAUUCUCAUUUGAGAAAUGUACCUAUUACUUUGAGAUUGCUGUGGCAUUGGCAGUUGCUGCUAUUCCAGAGGGGCUGCCAGCAGUUAUAACAACAUGCCUAGCUCUUGGUACACGAAAGAUGGCUCAAAAGAAUGCCCUGGUCAGGAAAUUGCCCAGUGUGGAGACUCUGGGAUGCACAACUGUCAUUUGUUCUGACAAAACGGGUACCUUGACCACCAAUCAGAUGGCAGUUGGAAAGCUUGUAGCCAUGGGGCCCAGGGCACAAACUAUCCGAACCUUCAAUGUGGACGGAACCACCUAUAAUCCUGCUGAUGGUGGGAUACAAGAUUGGCCUGCUGAUAACAUGGAUCAAAAUCUUCAAAUGAUUGCUAAAGUAGCGGCUCUUUGCAAUGAUGCUGGGGUCGAACAAAAUGGCCAUCAAUUUGUUUCAAGUGGUAUGCCUACUGAGGCUGCAUUAAAGGUUAUGGUUGAAAAAAUGGGGCUGCCCAAUGGACUACAGCGUGUUUCAUCAAGUUCUGAUGAUGUGCUCUGCUGCUGCCGGACAUGGGCAACUUCAGAACAUCGUAUUGCCACUCUUGAGUUUGAUCGUGAUCGAAAAUCCAUGGGGGUCAUUGUCUCUUCUGGAACUGGAAAGAAUUCAUUGCUUGUGAAGGGCGCUGUUGAAAAUUUGCUAGAAAGAAGCUCCUACGUACAGUUACUUGAUGGUUCUAUUGUAGAAUUGGAUCAGGUUAUGAAGAACACUAUACUGGAUAGUCUUCAUGAAAUGUCUUCCAGUGCUUUGCGUUGUCUUGGAUUUGCUUACAAAGAGAACCUUGAAGAUUUUGCGGAUUACGAUGGUGAGGAGCACCCAGCUCAUGAGCUCCUACUUAAUCCAUCUAACUACUCCAACAUUGAAAGCAAUCUCAUCUUUGUUGGCUUUGCUGGCUUAAGAGAUCCUCCUCGUAAAGAGGUGCGGCAAGCAAUUGAGGACUGCAGAGCUGCAGGCAUUAGAGUCAUGGUGAUAACAGGAGAUAACAAGAAUACAGCAGAAGCCAUCUGUCGUGAAAUAGGUGUUUUUGGUUCACAUGACGACAUUACCUUGAGAAGCUUAACAGGAAAAGAAUUCAUGGAGCUCAGUGAUAAGAAGAAUCAUCUAAGAACGACUGGAGGUCUUCUUUUCUCCAGGGCUGAACCUAAGCAUAAGCAAGAAAUAGUGAGGUUGCUUAAAGAGGAUGGUGAAGUUGUUGCCAUGACUGGUGAUGGAGUUAAUGAUGCACCAGCCCUGAAGUUGGCUGAUAUUGGCAUAGCCAUGGGCAUUUCAGGGACUGAGGUAGCAAAAGAGGCCUCUGACAUGGUGCUAGCAGAUGAUAAUUUCAGCACAAUUGUCGCUGCUGUCUCUGAAGGUCGAUCAAUCUACGACAACAUGAAAGCCUUCAUCAGGUAUAUGAUCUCCUCAAAUAUUGGUGAGGUCGCGUCCAUUUUCCUCACUGCUGCUUUGGGUAUUCCAGAAGGCCUUAUUCCUGUUCAGCUUUUGUGGGUCAAUCUUGUUACUGAUGGUCCUCCAGCAACAGCUUUGGGAUUCAAUCCACCUGACAAGGAUAUAAUGAAGAAACCUCCCAGGAGGAGUGAUGAUUCUUUGAUUGAUGCUUGGACUUUAUUCCGCUACAUGGUGAUUGGGCUAUAUGUUGGUGUGGCAACUGUUGGAGUAUUUAUUAUUUGGUACACACAUGGAUCAUUUUUAGGUAUUGACCUAAGCCAAGACGGGCAUACACUGGUGAGCUAUUCUCAGCUUGCGAACUGGGGUCAGUGCCAUUCUUGGGGGAAUUUUAGUGUCUCACCAUUCACUGCUGGAGCCCAAACAUUUAAGUUUGAUGAUGAUCCUUGUGAUUACUUCAAAACUGGAAAAAUCAAAGGAAUGACCCUUUCUCUGUCAGUGUUGGUUGCCAUUGAGAUGUUUAACUCACUUAAUGCUCUUUCUGAAGAUGGAAGCCUUUUAACAAUGCCACCAUGGGUAAACCCUUGGUUGCUUCUAGCCAUGUCUAUCUCUUUUGCCUUGCAUUUCCUGAUUCUUUAUGUGCCCUUCCUUGCCCAAGUGUUUGGCAUAGUCCCUCUUAGUUUUAAUGAAUGGAUGCUUGUUUUGUUAGUCGCUCUUCCAGUCAUUUUAAUUGAUGAAGUUCUUAAGUUCAUUGGGCGGUGUACUUCUGGGAUCCGGACAAAAUCCAGAAGAAUGCCAAAAACCAAGGCAGAGUGAUAAAGUUGAUGUUGCUAUCAGCAGGAUUUGGCCUCACUUGGAAGUUUCAAGGUUCGGAUUAAUUUUCUAUCUUCAGUUCCCUUGAGCUCUAGCUGCUUUGGCACUUUGGUUUACUUACAGUCUGAACUUUUAGUAGAUGAACUAGAACACUAUGUAAAACUAUUUAUAGGAGAUUUUGCAGAGGGGGAAAAACAGUUAUGUUUCAUUCAACAUUAUGGGGUCAUGACUGAUUGAUUUUUUUUGUUUGACCAUUACAAUGUAAGCUGUAUUGAGUUGAACAAGUAAUGAAAUUAGUACAUCUUCAGCAACAGUUGUUUA
Messenger RNA from Spinacia oleracea (spinach), 3738 nucleotides. Its product is annotated as calcium-transporting ATPase 4, endoplasmic reticulum-type-like. Gene Ontology annotation, molecular function: ATP hydrolysis activity; transporter activity; ATP binding. Lineage: Eukaryota; Viridiplantae; Streptophyta; Magnoliopsida; Caryophyllales; Amaranthaceae. Gene Ontology annotation, cellular component: membrane. The transcript has 9 exons. The coding region runs from base 235 to 3420 and encodes 1061 amino acids. The record is from RefSeq and is a predicted model, not a curated record.